AUGAGCGAACUAUUUAUUGACGAGAUUGAUGUUGUAGAAAGUGUUGAAAUUGAGGAAACGGAUACGACUAUGCAGGAUAUGGACGCAAAAGAUGAGGGAAUUGUCAAAAGUGUGCCGGUGAUCUUGUCCAACACUGUAGGAAACCGGUUAGCGGUGUUGCAGUACCCCACCCGAAAGGCUACCGCUCAGAACAAGGCGCAGGACGUCGUUCAAGUGAGAGUCAAGCCCCAGAGCCAGGUCAUUGAGACUGAUAUAUUCAGUGGCCUGCCUGAGGUUUACGUAGAUGCCGAAAAAGCUACGAAAUGGGGCGAUGAAGGAAUACAAACGUUCACUGGACUGCUCAAGCCCGGUAAUGGUCGCUACGCAGUAGGUAAGGUCGUUGACGGGGAAUUGCACUUGAGCAUAGUGUCUCAAACCACUCAGCUUCGACCCCAGUUUGUCCGGUACGACCAGGCAUCUAGCGAAAGCAAAGAAAUCACGUUUAUUCGCCCCGAGGCACCUGCCCCGACCUCUGCCGCGGCCAGAACCGUCCAAAUGUCGGCCAAGACGUCUGGCGAGCAGUCAGUCAAGUUCUCUGAGGUCCUGGAGUUCUGGAAAGAAGCAGACGAGGAGAAAUUUGUUAGCAAAAGCGUGCAGCCCGGCGACCAAGGAGAGCUAGUUGGCCAGUCGAAGGCUCCCAUCGACGCUGCAGGGGACUAUGGCAGUAAGUUGGAGUUUAAUUUAUAG
This is a messenger RNA of Wickerhamiella sorbophila, 726 nucleotides long. RefSeq names its product DNA-directed RNA polymerase III subunit rpc5. NCBI's taxonomy places the organism in Eukaryota, Fungi, Ascomycota, Dipodascomycetes, Dipodascales, Trichomonascaceae. Gene Ontology annotation, biological process: DNA-templated transcription. The record is from RefSeq and is a predicted model, not a curated record. The transcript has a single exon. Bases 1 to 726 code for a protein of 241 amino acids. Gene Ontology annotation, cellular component: RNA polymerase III complex; nucleus.